Ceutorhynchus assimilis (cabbage seed weevil) is the source of this 2451-nucleotide messenger RNA. The record is from the annotation of a GenBank genome assembly. NCBI's taxonomy places the organism in Eukaryota, Metazoa, Arthropoda, Insecta, Coleoptera, Curculionidae.
GAAUAGUGAGAAAAAUGAAUGACAUAUUUCAAACUAAUUGAUUUUUUAACUCAUUCAAAAAUCAAAAAUAUUCGUUAACCGUCAUUGCAACGUUCUUAUAAACAAGAAAAAAGAACAUUUUUUAUAUUUUAUCUUGCAUUCUCCUGCGACUCCUGCCCCCAAAAAUAGUAGUUUUUGUGUGAAAUACACGUCUACUGCCAUUUGCCGAGUUUUCCACUGCAGUCAUAAACAUGGAUCCAAAGAAACCAAAAUUAGUUAAAGAAGAACCAAAAUUAGAAAGAAAACCAUCAAUCAGGACAAAACAUGCACCACCUGUAGUCAGACAAACGCUUACAAGCGCAAAAAGAAUUCAAAAUGCUCUAAAUCCAUUAGCAACAUUUACUGCUUCGAAAUCAAGUUUGGCAUCUACUAAACAACCUACAGGCACAAUUUCAAAACCGAGUUCAAAACAAACCCAAAGUUCAUCAGUAUCAGCAGCACCUUCUUGCAGUAAGCCGAAAGAAUUACCAGGCACUACUGCUUUAAGGCGAACACAAUCAGUUAAAGAAACAAGGCCCAAAUAUUCCAAUCAGCCUCAAUUAAGUUCUAAUUUUAAACAACCCCUACAAAGGAAAACAGGUACAGAUUUUAAUAGAAAAUCUACUGUGGCCCCAAAACCAGGGAUCGAAUAUAAAAGGCAACAAUGGAAACCACAAUUACCUCCAAUAUCAAAGCCAAAGCCUGAAUUCAAACAACAACAGAAAAUUUUGAAACGACCACCCAUGUUUCCUCAUAGAAAAUCCAUGUCUUCUGAUAAUAUUCAAACAAAAAAUUGCAAACCUAAAUUAAAUGAAAGUCAAUCUGUUGAAAAUAUCUAUAUGCCAACUCCAAAAGAAUUGAAGGGACUCUCACCUAUAAGCAGAGAGGAAGCAGACAAUAAAAGGCUACUUUUCAAAACUCCAUCAGCAUAUAGGCGCAGGAGUAUUUAUCAUCACACUCCAUUAUCAAAUAGAAAAUUUAAUAAUUUUCUUAUCGCUUCCUCACCGAGACCUGAUGAAAUGCUGCAGUUACAGGACAGGCUGAAUAAAUGGCUCCGAUCAAGGGGCAAAACACCAGCAGAAUUUCACAAUUUAAACAAAUUCAUCGAGUCUUGUAGGAAUCGUGUUUCUAAUGCGGUGAUCGAUGAAGUUGAAGAACAAAACAAAGAAAAUGUUGAAGCUGUCGAUUGUAGAACUGAAAGUUAUGAAAAUUUAAAAAUAAACGCUACACCUGAAGAAGAUAAAUUUAAAAUUGCCAAAGAAGCUAUUCUUGUUCUAAGAAGAUUAGUGGAACAGGGCUAUCCAGCAAGCGAAUCUCUAGAAUUAUUAGAUUUGAUAACAGAAAAAUAUAAAAAUUUCCUCGACACACCUGAAUAUUGGGAACUACGAGCAUGGAUUGACCAAGCUGAAGGAAAUAUCGUCAAAGCUGUGGAACAUUUCAGUACUGCAAUCAUUCAAGGAGCUGAUAUCAUAUCUGUGGAAAAAUCCAUCGAUCUGUUAUUGCAAAAAUUUAGUGUGCUUAAUAUCAGCCCAAGUAAAAUUAUACACAAAACAAAGGAUGAGGUUGAGCAAAGAGUCAAUGCGAAAAAUGUAUUUAAAUCAAGGAUUAUAAUGUUUGCGAUCAAAGAACGGGAAGCAAAGAAAAACCAGGUCACAGAAACACCGCAGAAAAAAUUUAUGGCUAUUCCAGUAAGGCGAAGUACACGAUUAUCAACUUCAACUUAUAAGAACUCGCCAGGAGUGACUCUUUAUCAAUCGCUCAAACAGGCAGACAAUUCCGAAGACAUAAGUUUUACAAAGAACAAGGCCUUGAUUUGAACAGAAUGAUUUGUCUUUUGUCAAUGAUUGUGUAUUGUAUUCAGUUUUAUUUUGUACCUUUGUUAUAGAUUAUUAUUAUUAUUAUUAUUAUUAUUAUUAUUAUUUUAAUGUGUGUGUAGUAUACUGAGUUAUUGUUUAUGAAGGUAGGUAGUAUUUGUUCUAAAAGAUCAACAUCAAUGUAACAUUUUAAAAGAAGUUAUAUUAUUUAAUAUGAUUUUGAUUAAGAUUUCCAAAAUACAUGGGCAUUUCUUUUAACUAUUACAAAUUACAGAAAUGUUCAUUGGUUUGGCUACUUUAUAAAUAAUUAAUUAUCUAUUCUAUACUAGUUUCCCUUACUUUGUUCUUGAUUUAUUUUUAAUAUUUUGCAUUUUGUUUUUCUACUUUUUAUCAAUAUAAAUAGAGGUUUUUUUACCAUUGCUGCACUUUACAGUUUUUUCCUCAAAUGAUAAUCCAUAUCGUAACCACUAUUUUAGCUUAACUCUACAACUAGGCCAUGGAAAUAUUGGACGACAAAGGGCUUAAAGAUUCAUGCAGCUAAUUUAGGAUCUCAUAAGGAAACACUGUUGAUAGUCCUUUUAUCUGGAACUAUUAUCUGAAAUAUAGAAAAAUUUAUAGG